Molecule: messenger RNA, 1140 nt
Organism: Sphaeramia orbicularis (orbiculate cardinalfish)
Lineage: Eukaryota; Metazoa; Chordata; Actinopteri; Kurtiformes; Apogonidae
Gene: ndufs8b
Product: NADH:ubiquinone oxidoreductase core subunit S8b
Exons: 7
Coding region: 135-773 (212 amino acids)
Biological process (GO): mitochondrial respiratory chain complex I assembly; mitochondrial electron transport, NADH to ubiquinone
Cellular component (GO): respiratory chain complex I; membrane
Molecular function (GO): 4 iron, 4 sulfur cluster binding; NADH dehydrogenase activity
Source: RefSeq, a predicted model, not a curated record
GCACUUGAAUGCAGCUUGGAUUCAGUUGCGCAUUUCACGGACCACUGUUGACUGUCGGAUACCUGUUGCUGCGCAGUCAAACUUCUGACAAAAGAUUUGUCUAUUUAGAACUUUACAUUUGGACAUAAAGAACGAUGGCUGCUGCAUUAAGUCUGCGUGCCCUCACCUGCUACUCAAAACCAGGCACAUUUGGACAUGGCUUUGGUCCCAUGCGGCCUUUCAGUCUCAGUGUGGUGAGAGAGGGAUAUAAAUAUGUAAAUGCUAAGGAACUUCCAACUGACCUGGCAUCUAUCACAGACCGGGCUGCCACAACUCUCCUUUGGACUGAACUCUUUAGAGGUUUGGCGAUGACCAUGAGUUACCUGUUUCGUGAACCUGCCACUAUCAACUACCCUUUUGAAAAGGGCCCUCUAUCACCCCGCUUCCGUGGAGAACAUGCCCUCCGCCGCUACCCAAAUGGAGAGGAACGCUGCAUUGCCUGUAAACUGUGUGAGGCCAUCUGUCCUGCACAAGCUAUCACCAUUGAAGCUGAGACUCGAGCUGAUGGCAGUAGGAGAACUACACGUUAUGACAUCGAUAUGACCAAAUGUAUCUACUGUGGCUUCUGCCAGGAAGCCUGUCCUGUUGAUGCUAUUGUUGAGGGUCCAAACUUCGAGUUCUCCACAGAGACACAUGAGGAAUUACUCUACAACAAGGAGAAGCUGCUCAACAAUGGAGACCAAUGGGAACCUGAGAUAGCAGCCAACAUACAGGCAGACUACCUGUACAGAUAGGGUCAUUGUUGAACAGAACAUAUCUGAAAAUGUUUUACCCUGUCAUGCAGUGAUGACAUUACUUUUUAGCUUCAGAAAUAUUCCACUGAGUUACAAAUAAGGACUGAAGCUUCACAGCCACUGAUUCUGUUCAGUCAGGAGUUGCACUAAAAUAUAUAAACGCACAAUUAUAUGCCAUGUUUUGUGAAAACUUUAAAAUGUUUAGAGAAAAUAUUUUACAACCACUAUACGCACAAUUUAUGUACUUUUUUCUAUUGCACUUUAUAAACAAAUUGUAUAUGACUAUAAUCAGGACCUUUCUGAAGCGUAUUAUGUUAUAUAGGCUGAUGAAGAUACUGAAAUAAAGCAUUCCAAAACCUACCUGUUA